Messenger RNA from Linum trigynum, 3348 nucleotides. NCBI's taxonomy places the organism in Eukaryota, Viridiplantae, Streptophyta, Magnoliopsida, Malpighiales, Linaceae. The record is from the annotation of a GenBank genome assembly.
CAUACCCUAAUUCAAUUCUGCCCUCCUGAUCUGACUAAUAUUUCCUUCCUGCAUCACUUCGUCUUUUCUCUGCUUCUAAUUGGUUGAAUCUCUCACCAACUAUUCCUUCGAUUUAGUUCUUUCAUUUUUGUUGCUCUUCUUUCUGAUUGUCCAUCGUAAUCUCUUUAUGAUUGCUCUACCUCUCUGAUUGUUGAGAUAAACGCAGAACCCUAAUUUCUCUCUCGAUUGCAUCUCUCUCUGUCUAACUUUUCAAUAUUUUGAUGUUGCGAAAAUCAAUCCUCGGAUUCCUACUACAUCGCUAAUGGCAGUUCCAACUCUACAACCGGUGAUGCCUCUCACAAAUGCAAACUAUCACUCCUUGGUGAGGUCCAUGAGCACAAGGCUGAUGAGUACACGAUUUUCUGACCGUCUCGAUCAUUAAACUAAUUUUGGCUAUUAUUAUUAUCAUUAUUGUUUAAUUGGAUAUUAUUAAGUUAUUUUGGGAUAUUAUUACUUCUUGUUGAGGAAGUAAUCGGUUAGCAGCUUGUCUAGGAUUGGGUUUCUUUGUUCAUAAGGGAAAGGGUUUGUAGGGUUCUCCCUAUAAAUAUGUACUUAACAUCUACGUUUUAUUCACCAGAAAAUAAUAAACCAGUACUUUUCAGCUUUUCUUAGUUCUCGUUUACGAAACCCUGACGCGUGAAACGUUCACACGUCAAUUGGUAUCAAAGCCUUGUUCGACGAAACCCAGGAGCCGAGUACCAUGCCGCCAAAGAAGAACAUGACGACGUCGGCAUCUGAUGUCGCCGCCGCCGCACACCAGUUGCGCGACGCUGAAGGCCGGAUCGACGCGCUCGAUCGACAGUUCCAGUCUGCGGGAGCGGAGUGAGCUCAACUCCUAGCUGACAACGGGCGCCUCAAGGACGGACGAGCGGCGAUCCAGCCAGAAGUCUGCCAGAUACACCUCGAGCUGCAAACGGGAAUUGACCAAAUGGGCGCCGCAGUCCGCACGGAGUUACGUUAGGACCAAGAGGUCUUCGUAUGAAGGAUCGAGGCUCAGAUUGAGGCACUAAUAGCGGGCGGAUCAGACAAGGGCGGAGAUGAUAAGAGGAGACACACGGUUGACCUGAUUCCACCUGAGGAAAAAAUCAAGGGGUUGGAGACAACCCAGGCGGGUUCUAAGGCGGAGGACAACGACGCAACUCUAACCACCCCACCGCCUCAAGGGGAGUCGACCGGGAAGGAUGGGAGGAGCUGGGCUAUUCCACUCACAGGGAUGGCUUGGGGGAACUUGGUGUUCGACGAAGAUGAAGGAAGGGUGGUGAAGUCGAUUGGAAGGAGUGGCGAGCAACCGUAUCACGGGUAGGCUAGAGUCGAGCGAGGCAAUGAGGCGAGGGAGGGAUCGGUCGUCGGCUGAGUAGGGAUGGUGUUCGAGGGUCCUGAACUGGUCGACGAGCGAGGGAGGGCUACUGGUGGGCUCGUCAGUCGAUUGAACCUCGUCGGCGAAUGAUCUGAGUCGUGGAGGGGGCCCGUUACGAAUCAGGCUGGCCUAGGCGCGAAUGGGGCAAGGGAUUCGGGGUCCGCCCACCCAAAACAGGAGGGAACGGGCAGCGACCGGACGACGACGAUAGGGGGAGGUCGUGACUGGGAGAGGAGUCAGCAACCGCUUGGUUCAAGGGCCGAACGACGAUCCUUGGAAUUUCCCAAGUUUACAUGGCAGGAGGAGCCUACAGGGUGUAUGACUAAGAUCGAGAAGUAUUUCAGGUACCAGGACAUUUUGGAGGAACGAAAGGUGGCAUUGGCGUCGUUUCAUAUGAAGGGAGACGCGAAUAAGUGGAUCAUGUGGAUAGAAGAGGAAUUCACGCAGAGCGGGAUGGAGAUGACAUGGGAAGACUUCCGUGCCGAGUUUUGGAAAAGGUUCAGGGCAUCGGAGAAGACGACUGGGCAUGAGGCAUUCUGAAAGAUCAAGCAAACGGGAACCGUGGAAGAUUACCAGCAAGCCUUCGAGAAGCUUCUCAACCGUUGCCACAGAUGGAGCAAGGAGUCAAGGAUGCGGUCAUGGGAACUUAUAUGGGAGGACUUAAGCCGGAAAUCUCAUCUUACAUUAGUUCAUUUGAGCCGCGGAACACCGAGGAGGCAUACCGCUUGGCGAAAAACCGAGAAUAAUAGAUCACGAUCGAGCGGGGAGCCGUGCGGGGAGCGCCGCGGGGACCGGUGGUCGUGUCUCACGAAGCAGCUCCUAAUCCUAUGGCUGCGCCGCCGCAGAAUCGAGGACCCCCACACGCUAGUAGGUGAGUCAUUUGGCACCUAACCCCGAAAGAAGCUGCUCAACGCCGUCGUGGUGGUCUCUGCUACAACUGUGAUGAACGCUUCACAUUCGGUCAUCGUUGUCCAACAACCAGGUGUUCGCUUUGAUCGCGAUUUCGGAGGAGGAGAGGACGAGUGGAACGACGAGGCUGCUUGAAGGGGGGAGUUUUGAUGAGUACACGUUUUCUGACCGUUUGGGUCAUUAAACUAAUUUUGGUUGGUGUUAUUAUUAUUAUUAUUAUUAUUAUUAUUAAGUUAUUUUGGGAUAUUAUUACUUUUUGUUGAGAAAGUAAUCGGUUAGGAGUCGGUCUAGUAUUGAGUUUCCUUGUUCAGAAGGGAAACGGUUUGUAGGGUUCUCCCUAUAAAUAUGUACUUAACCUCUACGUUUUAUUCACAAGAAAAUAAUAAAUCAGUACUUUUCAUUUUUUCUUAGUUCUCGUUUACGAAACCCCAACGCAUGAAACGUUCACGCGUCCGAGGCUCCACUUUAGAAACAAGUUUCAGUUGAUCGUUCCGAGUGCUUCUUCCUCUUUUCCAGAUGAUCCUCUACGGCCGGCUUGGGAUCAAGCCAGUGUUUUGGUUAUUGGUUGACUCCAACGGCCUGUUUUGCAGGAUGUUGUGGUUCAACACAACAGUGAAGUUUGGGAAGACCUUCAUGAACGAUUAACGAAGGCAAUGAGGUUCUCAUCUCGAAUGUAUGAUGACAUAUCAAACCUCAAACAAGGUAUCCUCUCCAUCAUUGGUUAUUUCAUCAAAUUCCUGGUGCAUUGUGAAGAAAUGGUCAUCCUUCAUCCCACACACCUUUGUGCUCACAAUUUCUCGCGAUGGAGUUGUUGCAUUUGUUGGUUUGCUAGUGCCGCUUCAACUCUACUGGCUCUUGCUGCUCAGUCCACUAUUAGAAGGAAGAAAUGUCUGAUUUUCACUCGUUGUGGAGCUAUUGGUCACGCCAUCGAUCAUAGUUGAUUCUCAUAUAGGACAACGUAACAAAAUUAAACGAUUAGUUAGCAAUGAUGAAACGGAUGUUAAAUCGAGUGACUUCUAAUGCAAUAUAACAAAUUUUAGACG